Messenger RNA from Colossoma macropomum (tambaqui), 23181 nucleotides. RefSeq names its product adhesion G protein-coupled receptor F6 (gene adgrf6). Gene Ontology annotation, molecular function: calcium ion binding; G protein-coupled receptor activity. Gene Ontology annotation, cellular component: membrane. Bases 138 to 22727 code for a protein of 7529 amino acids. Lineage: Eukaryota; Metazoa; Chordata; Actinopteri; Characiformes; Serrasalmidae. The transcript has 159 exons. The record is from RefSeq and is a predicted model, not a curated record. Gene Ontology annotation, biological process: G protein-coupled receptor signaling pathway; cell surface receptor signaling pathway.
AAAAACAUGUUUCAGACAAACCUGGACGUUGCUGAAAGGAGCUUCGGUUGACUGAGGCUAAGAAUGAACGUGUCCAAUAACUCUUGCAUACACACUGGAGAAACAGAGUGACUACAGUUAAAAUUCUUCAAAUCUGCAUGAGCAUAAUGGGCAAUGAAGGAACACACUUGCUGAGAUUUGCUGGCAUUUUGCUCUUGCACAUGUACGUGGUGAACUCACAGGGACUGCCUGAUUUUUCAGACAUCAUAGUAGAGUUUAGUUACACAGAUGGAGAACUCAGUCACGUACGACAAAAACGAGAUGCCAACUUUUUCCCACUGGAAUACAUCGUGGUGGUGGAGGUGAACGUGUCACAAGUGAUUCUGAUAGAACAAAUCAAGUCGUCUUUGAACUCAAUCAGUCUUCCAUUACAACUAGACAACACCACAGAAAUCAGCAGUUUGAACAUUACAACAGUGUGCCAACCAAAUGGAACUAAUUACCAGUGCGUCUGUGAGGAUCAGUAUGUUUGGUCAUACAGUGACUGUGUUGAAUAUGCAGCCUGUGAUGACAUCACUGCUGGAACAUGUGGCUGCAUCGGUGGAAUUCCGAGCGACGGACAGAUGUGUGUGCCAGAAAGUGAACUGUCAUUCAUCGACUAUUUGGUUGAAAUUGAAAUGAACACCACAAGCAUCACAGUGAUAGAUGACAUGAGGAGCCUUCUAGCAGGAUUGAACUUCUCAAUUCCAUUUAGUAACGUAUCAAAAGUCACAGAUAUGGACCUUACAACAGUAUGCCUUCUGAAUAAUACUGGAUACCAGUGCAGGUGUGAGGAUCAGUAUUUCUGGCCGUGUAACAAGUGCACAGCAUAUGGACACUGUGACAACAUCACCAAUGCCACAUGUGGAUGCAUCAGUGCCAUUCCCAAUGAUGGACAGUUCUGCCAACCAAUGACGGAGCUGAUAAAUACCAAUAUAUGUCCAACUCCACCCCCAACAACAGCGAUUCCAGCCCUGACUGAGUACAUGAUUGAGACUGAGAUUGACACAAUGGAUGCAGCAGUCAUUGACGAACUGAGGAACCUUCUGAAAACGCUCAGUUCACCUCUGCUCAACAGUACCGAAUCUCAGAUUACUGAAGUUAACAUCACUACAGUGUGUCUUUUGAAUAAUACUGGAUACCAGUGCCAGUGUGAGGAUCAGUAUUUCUGGCCAUGUGACAAGUGCACAAAAUAUGGACGCUGUGACAACAUCUCUGGUGACACAUGUGGAUGCAUCAGUGGUUUUCCAAAUGAUGGACAGUUCUGUCAACCGUCGAAAGAGCUGACUAACAUGACAACAUGCCCAACUCCAUCACCACCAGUGUUUACAGCACCAUCUCCCACUGAAUACGUGGUUGAGAUUGAGAUUGACACAUUGGACGCAGCAGUGCUUAAUCAGCUGAGAACUCUUCUGAAGAACCUCAGUUUACCCUUCGGAAUAAGUGACUUUCAGAUCACUGAACUCAACAUCACUACAGUGUGUCUUUUGAAUAAUACCGGAUACCAGUGCCGGUGUGAGGAUCAGUAUUUCUGGCCGUGUAACAAGUGCGCAGCAUAUGGACCCUGUGACAACGUUAAUAACGUCACAUGUGGAUGCAUCAAAGCUGUUCCAGUUGAUGGACAGUUCUGCCAACCAAUGACAGAGCUGACUAAUAUCACUGUAUGUCCCACUCCAGCGCCACCUUCCACUGAAUACGUGGUUGAGAUUGAGAUUGACACAUUGGACGCAGCCGUGCUUAAUCAGCUGAGAACUCUUCUGAAGAACCUCAGUUUACCCUUCGGAAUAAGUGACAUUCAGAUCACUGAACUCAACAUCACUACAGUGUGUCUUUUGAAUAAUACUGGAUACCAGUGCCGGUGUGAGGAUCAGUAUUUCUGGCCGUGUAACAAGUGCGCAGCAUAUGGACCCUGUGACAACGUUAAUAACGUCACAUGUGGAUGCAUCAAAGCUGUUCCAGUUGAUGGACAGUUCUGCCAACCAAUGACAGAGCUGACUAAUAUCACUGUAUGUCCCACUCCAGCGCCACCUUCCACUGAAUACGUGGUUGAGAUUGAGAUUGACACAUUGGACGCAGCCGUGCUUAAUCAGCUGAGAACUCUUCUGAAGAACCUCAGUUUACCCUUCGGAAUAAGUGACAUUCAGAUCACUGAACUCAACAUCACUACAGUGUGUCUUUUGAAUAAUACUGGAUACCAGUGCCGGUGUGAGGAUCAGUAUUUCUGGCCGUGUAACAAGUGCGCAGCAUAUGGACCCUGUGACAACGUUAAUAACGUCACAUGUGGAUGCAUCAAAGCUGUUCCAGUUGAUGGACAGUUCUGCCAACCAAUGACAGAGCUGACUAAUAUCACUGUAUGUCCCACUCCAGCGCCACCUCCCACUGAAUACGUGGUUGAGAUUGAGAUUGACACAUUGGACGCAGCCGUGCUUAAUCAGCUGAGAACUCUUCUGAAGAACCUCAGUUUACCCUUCGGAAUAAGUGACAUUCAGAUCACUGAACUCAACAUCACUACAGUGUGUCUUUUGAAUAAUACUGGAUACCAGUGCCGGUGUGAGGAUCAGUAUUUCUGGCCGUGUAACAAGUGCGCAGCAUAUGGACCCUGUGACAACAUUAAUAACGUCACAUGUGGAUGCAUCAAAGCUGUUCCAGUUGAUGGACAGUUCUGCCAACCAAUGACAGAGCUGACUAAUAUCACUGUAUGUCCCACUCCAGCGCCACCUUCCACUGAAUACGUGGUUGAGAUUGAGAUUGACACAUUGGACGCAGCCGUGCUUAAUCAGCUGAGAACUCUUCUGAAGAACCUCAGUUUACCCUUCGGAAUAAGUGACAUUCAGAUCACUGAACUCAACAUCACUACAGUGUGUCUUUUGAAUAAUACCGGAUACCAGUGCCGGUGUGAGGAUCAGUAUUUCUGGCCGUGUAACAAGUGCGCAGCAUAUGGACCCUGUGACAACAUUAAUAACGUCACAUGUGGAUGCAUCAAAGCUGUUCCAGUUGAUGGACAGUUCUGCCAACCAAUGACAGAGCUGACUAAUAUCACUGUAUGUCCCACUCCAGCGCCACCUUCCACUGAAUACGUGGUUGAGAUUGAGAUUGACACAUUGGACGCAGCCGUGCUUAAUCAGCUGAGAACUCUUCUGAAGAACCUCAGUUUACCCUUCGGAAUAAGUGACAUUCAGAUCACUGAACUCAACAUCACUACAGUGUGUCUUUUGAAUAAUACUGGAUACCAGUGCCGGUGUGAGGAUCAGUAUUUCUGGCCGUGUAACAAGUGCGCAGCAUAUGGACCCUGUGACAACGUUAAUAACGUCACAUGUGGAUGCAUCAAAGCUGUUCCAGUUGAUGGACAGUUCUGCCAACCAAUGACAGAGCUGACUAAUAUCACUGUAUGUCCCACUCCAGCGCCACCUCCCACUGAAUACGUGGUUGAGAUUGAGAUUGACACAUUGGACGCAGCCGUGCUUAAUCAGCUGAGAACUCUUCUGAAGAACCUCAGUUUACCCUUCGGAAUAAGUGACAUUCAGAUCACUGAACUCAACAUCACUACAGUGUGUCUUUUGAAUAAUACUGGAUACCAGUGCCGGUGUGAGGAUCAGUAUUUCUGGCCGUGUAACAAGUGCGCAGCAUAUGGACCCUGUGACAACGUUAAUAACGUCACAUGUGGAUGCAUCAAAGCUGUUCCAGUUGAUGGACAGUUCUGCCAACCAAUGACAGAGCUGACUAAUAUCACUGUAUGUCCCACUCCAGCACCACCUCCCACUGAAUACGUGGUUGAGAUUGAGAUUGACACAUUGGACGCAGCCGUGCUUAAUCAGCUGAGAACUCUUCUGAAGAACCUCAGUUUACCCUUCGGAAUAAGUGACAUUCAGAUCACUGAACUCAACAUCACUACAGUGUGUCUUUUGAAUAAUACUGGAUACCAGUGCCGGUGUGAGGAUCAGUAUUUCUGGCCGUGUAACAAGUGCGCAGCAUAUGGACCCUGUGACAACGUUAAUAACGUCACAUGUGGAUGCAUCAAAGCUGUUCCAGUUGAUGGACAGUUCUGCCAACCAAUGACAGAGCUGACUAAUAUCACUGUAUGUCCCACUCCAGCGCCACCUUCCACUGAAUACGUGGUUGAGAUUGAGAUUGACACAUUGGACGCAGCAGUGCUUAAUCAGCUGAGAACUCUUCUGAAGAACCUCAGUUUACCCUUCGGAAUAAGUGACAUUCAGAUCACUGAACUCAACAUCACUACAGUGUGUCUUUUGAAUAAUACCGGAUACCAGUGCCGGUGUGAGGAUCAGUAUUUCUGGCCGUGUAACAAGUGCGCAGCAUAUGGACCCUGUGACAACAUUAAUAACGUCACAUGUGGAUGCAUCAAAGCUGUUCCAGUUGAUGGACAGUUCUGCCAACCAAUGACAGAGCUGACUAAUAUCACUGUAUGUCCCACUCCAGCGCCACCUUCCACUGAAUACGUGGUUGAGAUUGAGAUUGACACAUUGGACGCAGCCGUGCUUAAUCAGCUGAGAACUCUUCUGAAGAACCUCAGUUUACCCUUCGGAAUAAGUGACAUUCAGAUCACUGAACUCAACAUCACUACAGUCUGUCUUUUGAAUAAUACCGGAUACCAGUGCCUGUGUGAGGAUCAGUAUUUCUGGCCGUGUAACAAGUGCGCAGCAUAUGGACCCUGUGACAACAUUAAUAACGUCACAUGUGGAUGCAUCAAAGCUGUUCCGGUUGAUGGACAGUUCUGCCAACCAAUGACAGAGCUGACUAAUAUCACUGUAUGUCCCACUCCAGCGCCACCUUCCACUGAAUACGUGGUUGAGAUUGAGAUUGACACAUUGGACGCAGCCGUGCUUAAUCAGCUGAGAACUCUUCUGAAGAACCUCAGUUUACCCUUCGGAAUAAGUGACAUUCAGAUCACUGAACUCAACAUCACUACAGUCUGUCUUUUGAAUAAUACCGGAUACCAGUGCCGGUGUGAGGAUCAGUAUUUCUGGCCGUGUAACAAGUGCGCAGCAUAUGGACCCUGUGACAACGUUAAUAACGUCACAUGUGGAUGCAUCAAAGCUGUUCCAGUUGAUGGACAGUUCUGCCAACCAAUGACAGAGCUGACUAAUAUCACUGUAUGUCCCACUCCAGAAAUUGACGAAUGUGCUGAGAUUCCUGAAGUGUGUGGUCCAAAUGCAAACUGCACUAAUGCUCCUGGAAACUACAGCUGCACAUGCUGGAAUGGAUACAAAGUGACAGAUCUGCUUAUGCCUAUCAACAUCAGCAACCCAUGCAGAGAUGUGAAUGAAUGUAUGGAGAUUCCUGAUGUGUGUGGACCAAAUGCAAACUGCACCAAUGCUUUUGGAAACUACAGCUGCAUGUGCUUAAGUGGAUAUAAUGUGACAAAUCUGCUCAUGCCUAUUAAUAACAGCAAUCCAUGCAGAGAUGUGGAUGAAUGUACUGAGAUUCCUGAUGUGUGUGGUCCAAAUGCAAACUGCACCAAUGCUGUUGGAAACUACAGCUGCACAUGCCUGAGAGGAUAUAAUGUGACGUAUCCAAACUUGUCUAUUAGUGUGAGCAAUCCUUGUAGAGAUGUGGAUGAAUGUACUGAGAUUCCUGAAGUAUGUGGUCCAAAUGCAAACUGUACUAAUGCUGCUGGAAACUACAGCUGCACAUGCCUGAGAGGAUACAAUGUGACGAAUCCAUACUUUGCUAUUAAUAUGAGCAACCCAUGUAGAGAUGUGGAUGAAUGUACUGAGAUUCCUGAUGUGUGUGGACCAAAUUCAAACUGCACCAAUGAUGUUGGAAACUACAGUUGCACAUGCCUGAGAGGAUAUAAUGUGACAAAUCUGCUCAUGCCUAUUAAUAGCAGCAAUCCAUGCAGAGAUGUGGAUGAAUGCACUGAGAUUCCUGAAGUGUGUGGUCCAAAUGCAAACUGCACCAAUGCUGUUGGAAACUACAGCUGCACAUGCCUGAGUGGAUAUAAUAUGACGAAUUCGAACUUUCCUAUUAGUGUGAGCAAUCCAUGUAGAGAUGUGAAUGAAUGUACUGAGAUUCCUGAAGUAUGUGGUCCAAAUGCAAACUGCACCAAUGCUGCUGGAAACUACAGCUGCACAUGCCUGAGAGGAUACAAUGUGACAAAUCCAUACUUUGCUAUUAAUAUGAGCAACCCAUGUAGAGAUGUGGAUGAAUGUACUGAGAUUCCUGAUGUGUGUGGACCAAAUUCAAACUGCACCAAUGAUGUUGGAAACUACAGUUGCACAUGCCUGAGAGGAUAUAAUGUGACAAAUCUGCUCAUGCCUAUUAAUAGCAGCAAUCCAUGCAGAGAUGUGGAUGAAUGCACUGAGAUUCCUGAAGUGUGUGGUCCAAAUUCAAACUGCACCAAUGCUGUUGGAAACUACAGCUGCAGAUGCCUGAGAGGAUAUAAUGUGACGAAUCCGAACUUUCCUAUUAGUGUGAGCAAUCCAUGUAGAGAUGUGAAUGAAUGUACUGAGAUUCCUGAAGUAUGUGGUCCAAAUGCAAACUGCACCAAUGCUGCUGGAAACUACAGCUGCACAUGCCUGAGAGGAUACAAUGUGACAAAUCCAUACUUUGCUAUUAAUAUGAGCAACCCAUGUAGAGAUGUGGAUGAAUGUACUGAGAUUCCUGAUGUGUGUGGACCAAAUUCAAACUGCACCAAUGCUGUUGGAAACUACAGUUGCACAUGCCUGAGAGGAUAUAAUGUGACAAAUCUGCUCAUGCCUAUUAAUAGCAGCAAUCCAUGCAGAGAUGUGGAUGAAUGCACUGAGAUUCCUGAAGUGUGUGGUCCAAAUUCAAACUGCACCAAUGCUGUUGGAAACUACAGCUGCACAUGCCUGAGAGGAUAUAAUGUGACGAAUCCGAACUUUCCUAUUAGUGUGAGCAACCCAUGUAGAGAUGUGAAUGAAUGUACUGAGAUUCCUGAAGUAUGUGGUCCAAAUGCAAACUGCACCAAUGCUGCUGGAAACUACAGCUGCACAUGCCUGAGAGGAUACAAUGUGACAAAUCCAUACUUUGCUAUUAAUAUGAGCAACCCAUGUAGAGAUGUGGAUGAAUGUACUGAGAUUCCUGAAGUGUGUGGUCCAAAUGCAGACUGCACCAAUGCUGCUGGAAACUACAGCUGCACAUGCCUGAAAGGAUACACUGUGACAAAUCCAUACUUUCCUAUUAAUGUGAGCAACGCAUGUAAAGAUGUGGAUGAAUGCACUGAGAUUCCUGAUGUGUGUGGACCAAAUUCAAACUGCACCAAUGCUGUUGGAAACUACAGCUGCACAUGCCUGAGAGGAUAUAAUGUGACAAAUCUGCUCAUGCCUAUUAAUAGCAGCAAUCCAUGCAAAGAUGUGAAUGAAUGUACUGAGAUUCCUGAAGUGUGUGGUCCAAAUGCAAACUGUACUAAUGCUGUUGGAAACUACAGCUGCACAUGCCUGAGAGGAUAUUAUGUGACGAAUCCAUACUUUCCUAUUAAUAUGAGCAACCCAUGUAGAGAUGUGGACGAAUGUACUGAGAUUCCUGAAGUGUGUGGUCCAAAUGCAAACUGCACUAAUGCUGUUGGAAACUACAGCUGCACAUGCCUGAGUGGAUACAAUGUGACGAAUCCAUUUAUGCCUAUCAGUAUCAGCAACCCAUGCAGAGAUGUGGAUGAAUGUAUUAAGAUUCCUGAAGUGUGUGGACCAAAUGCAAACUGCACCAACGCUGUUGGAAACUACAGCUGCACAUGCCUGAGAGGAUACACUGUGACACAUCCAUACAAUCCUAUAAAAAUCAGCAACCCAUGCAGAGAUGUGGAUGAAUGCACUGAGAUUCCUGAAGUAUGUGGUCCAAAUGCAAACUGCACCAAUGCUGCUGGAAACUACAGCUGCACAUGCCUGAAAGGAUACAAUGUGACAGAUCCAUACUUUCCUAUUAAUAUGAGCAACCCAUGUAGAGAUGUGGAUGAAUGUACUGAGAUUCCUGAUGUGUGUGGUCCAAAUGCAAUCUGCACCAAUGCUGUUGGAAACUACAGCUGCAGAUGCCUGAGAGGAUACAGUGUGACCUAUCCGAACAUUUCUAUUAGUGUGAGCAAUCCUUGUAGAGAUGUGGAUGAAUGUACUGAGAUUCCUGAUGUGUGUGGACCAAAUGCAAACUGCACCAAUGCUGUUGGAAACUACAGCUGCAGAUGCCUGAGUGGCUAUAAUGUGACAAAUCCAUACUUUCCUAUCAACAUUAGCAACCCGUGUAGAGAUGUGGAUGAAUGCACUGAGAUUCCUGAAGUAUGUGGUCCAAAUGCAAACUGCACCAAUGCUGUUGGAAACUACAGUUGCACAUGCCUGAAAGGAUACAAUGUGACAGAUCCAUACUUUCCUAUUAAUAUGAGCAACCCGUGUAGAGAUGUGGAUGAAUGUACUGAGAUUCCUGAUGUGUGUGGUCCAAAUUCAAACUGCACCAAUGCUGUUGGAAACUACAGCUGCAGAUGCCUGAGAGGAUAUAAUGUGACGAAUCCAUACUUUCCUAUCAACAUUAGCAACCCGUGUAAAGAUGUGGAUGAAUGUACUGAGAUUCCUGAAGUGUGUGGACCAAAUGCAAACUGCACCAAUGCUGUUGGAAACUACAGCUGCACAUGCCUGAGAGGAUACACUGUGACAAAUCUGUCCUUUCCUAUCAAUGUCAGCAACCCAUGCAGAGAUGUGGAUGAAUGUACCGAGAUUCCUGAAGUGUGUGGUCCAAAUGCAGACUGCACUAAUGCUGCAGGAAACUACAGCUGCACAUGCCUGAGAGGAUAUAAUGUGACAAAUCCAUACAGUCCUAUCAACAUCAGCAACCCAUGCAGAGAUAUGGAUGAAUGUACUGAGAUUCCUGGCGUGUGUGGUCCAAAUGCAAUUUGCACCAACGCUGCAGGAAUCUACACUUGCACGUGCCUGAAUGGAUAUAAUGUGACAAAUCCAUACUUCCCUAUUAACAUCAGCAACCCGUGCAGAGAUGUGGAUGAAUGUCUUUCUGCACCAUCUGUAUGUGGAUUAAACUCCAGCUGCAACAACACAAUAGGAGGAUACAGUUGCUUUUGCUGGGAUGGGUUUACUGCAACAAACUCAAGUCUAGCUGUCAACAUUACUAACCCUUGUAUAGAUAUGGAUGAAUGUCUAUCUGUACCAUCUGUUUGUGGUCCAAACUCCACCUGCACCAACACAAUAGGAGGAUACAAUUGCUCUUGCUGGCCUGGAUUUACUGCAACAAACUCAAAUCUUACUGUUAACAUUACUAACCCUUGUAUAGAUGUGGAUGAGUGUCUGUUCACACCAUCACCUUGUGGUCCACACUCCACCUGCAACAACACAGUAGGAGGAUACAGCUGCUCUUGCCGGGAUGGGUUUGCUGUCACAAACGCAAAUCUAAAUGUCGGCAUUAGUAACCCUUGCAUUGAUAUAGAUGAAUGUCUGUUUGCACCAUCUGUAUGUGGAUUAAACUCCAUCUGCAACAACACAGUAGGAGGAUACAGUUGCUCUUGCUGGGAUGGAUUCACUGCAGUAAACUCAAGUCUAAGCGUCAGUGUUAAUAACUCCUGUGUAGAUGUGGAUGAAUGUUUGUCUGAACCGUCUAUUUGUGGUCCAAACUCCACCUGUAUCAACACAGUAGGAGGAUACAGCUGCUCUUGCUGGUCUGGAUUUAACAUAAGCAACUCAAGUCUAAGUGUCAGUGUUAAUAACUCUUGUAGUGAUGUGGACGAAUGUCUGUCAACUCCAUCUGUAUGUGGUCCAAACUCCACCUGCAUCAACACAGUAGGAGGAUACAAUUGCUUUUGCUGGAAUGGAUUUACUGCUACAAACUCAAGUCUAAGGGUUAACAUUAGUAACCCUUGUAGGGAUGUAGAUGAAUGUCUGUCUUCACUAUCUGCUUGUGGAUCAAAUUCCAACUGCACCAACACUUUAGGAGGAUACAGCUGCUCUUGCUGGCCUGGAUUUACUGCAACCAGUGCAAACUUAACUAUCAGCAUUACAAACCCAUGUAUAGAUACAGAUGAAUGUACACCUGAACCAUCUAUAUGUGGUCCAGACUCCACCUGCACCAACACAAUAGGAGGAUACAACUGCUCUUGCGUGGGAGGAUUUACCAAAACAAACUCAAGUCUGAUGAUUAGCGUUAAUAACACUUGUAGAGAUGUGGAUGAAUGUCUGUCUACACCAUCUAUAUGUGGUCCAAACUCCACCUGCAUCAACACAAUUGGAGGACACAAUUGCUCUUGCUGGAAGGGAUUUACUGCUACAAACUCAAAUCUGCUUGUCAGCGUUAGUAACCCAUGCACUGAUGUGGAUGAAUGUACUGAGAUUCGUGAUGUGUGUGGGCCAAAUGCAGACUGCACCAAUGUUAUAGGAAACUACAGUUGCACAUGCUUGAGUGGAUAUAAUGUGACGAAUCCGCUUAUGCCUAUCAAUAUCAGCAACUCAUGCACAGAUGUGAACGAAUGUACUGAGAUUCCUGAAGUGUGUGGUCCAAAUGCAAACUGCACCAAUACUGUUGGAAACUACAGCUGCACAUGCCUGAGUGGAUACACUGUGACGAGUCCAUACUUUGCUAUCAACAUCAGCAACCCGUGCAGAGAUGUGGAUGAAUGUACUGAGAUUCCUGAAGUGUGUGGUCCAAAUGCAAACUGCACCAAUGCUGUUGGAAACUACAGCUGCACAUGCCUGAGAGGAUAUAGUGUGAUAAAUCCAUACUUUCCUAUCAACAUCAGCAACCCGUGCAGAGAUGUGGAUGAAUGUACUGAGAUUCCUGAUGUGUGUGGACCAAAUGCACAUUGCACCAAUGCUGUUGGAAACUACAGCUGCACAUGCCUGAGUGGAUACACUGUGACAAAUCUAUCCUUUCCUAUCAACAUCGGCAACCCAUGCAGAGAUGUGGAUGAAUGUACCGAGAUUCCUGAAGUAUGUGGUCCAAAUGCAGACUGCACUAAUGCUGCAGGAAACUAUAGCUGCACAUGCCUGAGAGGAUAUAAUGUGACAAAUCCAUACAGUCCUAUCAACAUCAGCAACCAGUGCAGAGAUGUGGAUGAAUGUACUGAGAUUCCUGGCGUGUGUGGUCCAAAUGCAAUCUGCACCAAUGCUGCAGGAAACUACACUUGUAUGUGCCUGAAUGGUUAUAAUGUGACAAAUCCAUACUUUCCUAUCAACAUCAGCAACCCGUGCAGAGAUGUGGAUGAAUGUCUUUCUGCACCAUCUGUUUGUGGAUUAAACUCCAGCUGCAACAACACAAUAGGAGGAUACAGUUGCUUUUGCUGGGAUGGGUUUACAGCUACAAACUCAAGUCUAGCUGUCAACAUUACUAACCCUUGUAUAGAUGUAGAUGAAUGUCUGUCUACUCCGUCUGUUUGUGGUCCAAACUCCACCUGCACCAACACAAUAGGAGGAUACAAUUGCUCAUGCUGGACCGGAUUUACUCCAACAAACUCAAAUCGUACUGUCAACGUUACUAACCCUUGUAUAGAUGUGGAUGAGUGUCUGUUCACACCAUCCCCUUGUGGUUCACACUCCACCUGCAACAACACACUAGGAGGAUACAGCUGCUCUUGCCGGGAUGGGUUUGCUGUCACAAAUGCAAAUCUAAAUGUCAGCAUUAGUAACCCUUGCAUUGAUAUAGAUGAAUGUCUGUUUGCACCAUCUGUAUGUGGAUUAAACUCCAUCUGCAACAACACAGUAGGAGGAUACAGUUGCUCUUGCUGGACUGGAUUCACUGCAAUAAACUCAAGUCUAAGCGUCAGUGUUAAUAACUCCUGUGUAGAUGUGGAGGAAUGUUUGUCUGAACCGUCUAUUUGUGGUCCAAACUCCACCUGUAUCAACACAGUAGGAGGAUACAGCUGCUCUUGCUGGUCUGGAUUUAACAUAAGCAACUCGCGUCUAAGCAUUAGUGUUAAUAACUCUUGUAGUGAUGUGGAUGAAUGUCUGUUAACUCCGUCUGUAUGUGGUCCAAACUCCACCUGCAUCAACACAGUAGGAGGAUACAAUUGCUUUUGCUGGAAUGGAUUUACUGCUACAAACUCAAGUCUAAGGGUUAACAUUAGUAACCCUUGUAGGGAUGUAGAUGAAUGUCUAUCUGCGCUAUCUCCUUGUGGAUCAAAUUCCAACUGCACCAACACUUUAGGAGGAUACAGCUGCUCUUGCUGGCCUGGAUUUACUGCAACCAGCGCAAACUUAACUAUCAGCAUUACAAACCCAUGUAUAGAUGUGAACGAAUGUACUGAGAUUCCUGAAGUGUGUGGUCCAAAUGCAACCUGCACCAAUACUUUUGGAAACUACAGCUGUACAUGCCUGAGUGGAUACACUGUGACGAGUCCAUACUUUGCUAUCAACAUCAGCAACCCGUGCAGAGAUGUGGAUGAAUGUACUGAGAUUCCUGAAGUGUGUGGUCCAAAUGCAAACUGCACCAAUGCUGCUGGAAACUACAGCUGCACAUGCCUGAGAGGAUAUAGUGUGACAAAUCCAUACUUUCCUAUCAACAUCAGCAACCCGUGCAGAGAUGUGGAUGAAUGUACUGAGAUUCCUGAUGUGUGUGGACCAAAUACACACUGCACCAAUGCUGUUGGAAACUACAGCUGCGCAUGCCUGAGUGGAUACACUGUGACAAAUCUAUCCUUUCCUAUCAACAUCGGCAACCCAUGCAGAGAUGUGGAUGAAUGUACCGAGAUUCCUGAAGUGUGUGGUCCAAAUGCAGACUGCACUAAUGCUGUUGGAAACUACAGCUGCACAUGCCUGAGAGGAUAUAAUGUGACAAAUCCAUACUUUCCUAUCAACAUCAGCAACCAGUGCAGAGAUGUGGAUGAAUGUACUGAGAUUCCUGGUGUGUGUGGUCCAAAUGCAAUCUGCACCAAUGCUGCAGGAAACUACACUUGUAUGUGCCUGAAUGGAUAUAAUGUGACAAAUCCAUACUUUCCUAUCAACAUCAGCAACCCGUGCAGAGAUGUGGAUGAAUGUCUUUCUGCACCAUCUGUAUGUGGAUUAAACUCCAGCUGCAACAACACAAUAGGAGGAUACAGUUGCUUUUGCUGGGAUGGGUUUACAGCUACAAACUCAAGUCUAGCUGUCAACAUUACUAACCCUUGUAGAGAUGUAGAUGAAUGUCUGUCUACUCCGUCUGUUUGUGGUCCAAACUCCACCUGCACCAACACAAUAGGAGGAUACAAUUGCUCAUGCUGGACCGGAUUUACUCCAACAAACUCAAAUCGUACUGUCAACGUUACUAACCCUUGUAUAGAUGUGGAUGAGUGUCUGUUCACACCAUCCCCUUGUGGUUCACACUCCACCUGCAACAACACACUAGGAGGAUACAGCUGCUCUUGCCGGGAUGGGUUUGCUGUCACAAAUGCAAAUCUAAAUGUCAGCAUUAGUAACCCUUGCAUUGAUAUAGAUGAAUGUCUGUUUGCACCAUCUGUAUGUGGAUUAAACUCCAUCUGCAACAACACAGUAGGAGGAUACAGUUGCUCUUGCUGGGAUGGAUUCACUGCAGUAAACUCAAGUCUAAGCGUCAGUGUUAAUAACUCCUGUGUAGAUGUGGAUGAAUGUUUGUUAACUCCAUCUGUAUGUGGGUUAAACGCCACCUGCACCAACACAGCAGGAGGAUACAGCUGCUCUUGCUGGGUUGGAUUUACUGCAACAAACUCAAAUCAGAGUGUCAGCAUAAAUAAUACAUGUGCAGAUGUGGAUGAGUGUCUGUUCACACCAUCACCAUGUGGUCCAAACUCCACCUGCAUCAACACAGUAGGAGGAUACAGCUGCUCUUGCUGGGAUGGAUUUACUGCUAUAAACACAAAUCUAAACGUCAGCGUUAGUAACCUUUGCACUGAUAUAGAUGAAUGUCUGUUUGCAUCAUCUGUAUGUGGAUUAAACUCCAUCUGCAACAACACAGUAGGAGGAUACAGUUGCUCUUGCUGGGAUGGAUUCACUGCAGUAAACUCAAGUCUAAGCGUCAGUGUUAAUAACUCCUGUGUAGAUGUGGAUGAAUGUUUGUCUGCACCAUCUGUUUGUGGUCCAAACUCCACCUGUAUCAACACAGUAGGAGGAUACAGCUGCUCUUGCUGGGAUGGAUUCACUGCGACAAACUCAAGUCUAAGCAUCAGUGCUGUUAACCAUUGUACAGAUAUAGAUGAAUGUCUGUCCACUCCAUCUGUAUGUGGAUUAAACGCCACCUGUACCAACACAGUAGGAGGAUACAAUUGCUCUUGCUGGACUGGAUUCACUGCAACAAACUCAAGUCUAGCAGUUGGCAUUAAUAACCCUUGUAUAGAUGUGGAUGAGUGUCUGUUCACACCAUCACCAUGUAGUCCAAACUCCACCUGCACCAACACAGUAGGAGGAUACAGCUGCUCUUGCCGGGAUGGAUUCACAGCUAUAAACGCAAAUCUAAAUGUCAGCGUUAGUAACCUUUGCAUUGAUAUAGAUGAAUGUCUGUUUGCACCAUCUGUAUGUGGAUCAAACUCCAUCUGCAACAACACAGUAGGAGGAUACAGUUGCUCUUGCUGGGAUGGAUUCACUGCAGUAAACUCAAGUCUAAGCGUCAGUGUUAAUAACUCCUGUGUAGAUGUGGAUGAAUGUCUGUCUGCACCAUCUAUUUGUGGUCCAAACUCCACCUGUAUCAACACAGUAGGAGGAUACAGCUGCUCUUGCUGGUCUGGAUUUAACAUAACCAACUCGAGUCUAAGCGUCAGUGUUAAUAACUCUUGUAGUGACGUGGAUGACUGUCUGUCAACUCCGUCUGUAUGUGGUCCAAACUCCACCUGCAUCAACACAGUAGGAGGAUACAAUUGCUUUUGCUGGAGUGGAUUUACUGCUACAAACUCAAGUCUAAGGGUUAACAUUAGUAACCCUUGUAGGGAUGUGGACGAAUGUCUAUCUGCACCUGUUUGUGGAUCAAACUCCACCUGCACCAACACAGCAGGAGGAUACAGCUGUUCUUGCUGGACUGGAUUUACUGCAACCAACUCAAGUUUAACUAUCAGCAUUAUUAACCCAUGUAGAGAUAUAGAUGAAUGUGCACCUGAACCAUCUAUUUGUGGUCCAAACUCCACCUGCACCAACACAGUAGGAGGACACAGCUGCUCUUGCUUGAAGGGAUUUACUGAAACAAACUCAAGUCUGAUGAUUAGUGUUAAUAACACUUGUAGAGAUGUGGAUGAAUGUCUACUUGGCACAUCUGUAUGUGGUCCAAACUCCACCUGCAUUAACACAGUAGGAGGAUACAGCUGUUCUUGCUGGGUGGGAUUUACUGCAACCAGCUCAAGUCUAAGGGUUAACAUUAGUAACCCUUGUAGGGAUGUGGAUGAGUGUCUGUUCACACCAUCACCAUGUGGUCCAAACUCCACCUGCAUCAACACAGUAGGAGGAUACAGCUGCUCUUGCUGGAAUGGAUUUACUGCUAUAAACUCAAGUCUGAACAUCAAUGCUAGUAACCCUUGUAUAGAUGUGGACGAAUGUAAAUCUGCACCAGCUGUAUGUGGAUUAAACUCCAACUGCAACAACACAGUAGGAGGAUACAGCUGCUUUUGCUGGCCUGGAUUUACUCCAACAAACUCGAAUCUAAAGAUCAAUGCUAGUAACCCGUGUUUAGAUGUGGAUGAGUGUCUGUUCACACCAUCACCAUGUGGUCCAAACUCCACCUGCAACAACACAGUAGGAGGAUACAGCUGCUCUUGUUGGCCUGGAUUUACUGCAACACACUCAAAUCUUACUGUCAAUAUUACUAACACUUGUAUAGAUGUGGACGAAUGUCUGUCUGCACCAUCUGUUUGUGGUCCAAACUCCACCUGCACCAACACAGCAGGAGGAUACAGCUGCUCUUGCUGGCCUGGAUUUACUGCCACAAACUCAAGUCUGAACAUUAAUGCUAGUAACCCUUGUAUAGAUGUGGACGAAUGUAAAUCUGCACCAGCUGUAUGUGGAUUAAACUCCAACUGCAACAACACAGUAGGAGGAUACAGCUGCUUUUGCUGGGCUGGAUUUACUCCAACAAACUCGAAUCUAAAGAUCAAUGCUAGUAACCCAUGUUUAGAUGUGGAUGAGUGUCUGUUCACACCAUCACCAUGUGGUCCAAACUCCACCUGCAACAACACAGUAGGAGGAUACAGCUGCUCUUGCUGGGAUGGAUUUACUGCUACAAGCUCAAAUCUAAAUGUCAGCGUUAGUAACCUUUGUAGAGAUGUGGAUGAAUGUCUGUCCACUCCAUCUGUUUGUGGUCCAAACUCCACCUGCAACAACACAGUAGGAGGAUACAGCUGCUCUUGCUGGAGUGGAUUUACUGCUACAAACUCAAGUCUAAGGGUUAACAUUAGUAACCCUUGUAGGGAUGUGGAUGAAUGUCUGUCUACUCCGUCUGUUUGUGGUCCGAACUCCACCUGCAACAACACAGUAGGAGGAUACAGCUGCUCUUGCUGGCCUGGAUUUAUUGCAACACACUCAAAUCUUACUGUCAAUAUUACUAACACUUGUAUAGAUGUGGACGAAUGUUUGUCUGCACCAUCUGUUUGUGGUCCAAACUCCACCUGCACCAACACAGUAGGAGGAUACAGUUGCUCUUGCUGGACUGGAUUUACUGCCACAAACUCAAGUCUGAACAUCAAUGCUAGUAACCCUUGUAUAGAUGUGGACGAAUGUAAAUCUGCACCAGCUGUAUGUGGAUUAAACUCCAACUGCAACAACACAGUAGGAGGAUACAGCUGCUUUUGCUGGGCUGGAUUUACUCCAACAAACUCGAAUCUAAAGAUCAAUGCUAGUAACCCAUGUUUAGAUGUGGAUGAGUGUCUGUUCACACCAUCACCAUGUGGUCCAAACUCCACCUGCAACAACACAGUAGGAGGAUACAGCUGCUCUUGCUGGGAUGGAUUCACUGCAACACACUCAAAUCUUACUGUCAAUAUUACUAACACUUGUAUAGAUGUGGACGAAUGUCUGUCUGCACCAUCUGUUUGUGGUCCAAACUCCACCUGCACCAACACAGCAGGAGGAUACAGCUGCUCUUGCUGGCCUGGAUUUACUGCCACUAACUCAAAUCAAAAGAUCAACACUAGUAACCCUUGUAUAGAUGUGGAUGAAUGUCUAUCUGCACCAUCUGUUUGUGGUCCAAACUCCAACUGCUACAACACAGUAGGAGGAUACAGUUGCUUUUGCUGGCCUGGAUUUACUGCAUCAAACUCAAAUCAAAAGAUCAAUGCUAGUAACCCAUGUAUAGAUGUGGAUGAGUGUCUGUUCACACCAUCGCUGUGUGGUCCAAACUCCACCUGUAACAACACAGUAGGAGGAUACAGCUGCUCUUGCUGGGAUGGCUUUGCUGUUAUAAAUGCCAAUCUUAAUGUCAACAUUAAUAACUCUUGCAUUGAUAUAGAUGAAUGUCUGUUUGCACCAUCUGUAUGUGGAUUAAACUCCAUCUGCAACAACACAGUAGGAGGAUACAGUUGCUCUUGCUGGGAUGGAUUCACUGCAGUAAACUCAAGUCUAAGCGUCAGUGUUAAUAACUCCUGUGUAGAUGUGGAUGAAUGUUUGUCUGAACCGUCUAUUUGUGGUCCAAACUCCACCUGUAUCAACACAGUAGGAGGAUACAGCUGCUCUUGCUGGUCUGGAUUUAACAUAACCAACUCAAGUCUAAGUGUCAGUGUUAAUAACUCUUGUAGUGACGUGGAUGAAUGUCUGUUAACUCCAUCUGUAUGUGGUCCAAACUCCACCUGCAUCAACACAGUAGCAGGAUACAAUUGCUUUUGCUGGAAUGGAUUUACUGCUACAAACUCAAGUCUAAGGGUUAACAUUAGUAACCCUUGUAGGGAUGUGGAUGAAUGUCUGUCUGCACCAUCUGUGUGUGGAUCAAACUCCACCUGCACCAACACAGCAGGAGGAUACAGCUGUUCUUGCUGGACUGGAUUUACUGCAACAAACUCAAACCUAACCAUCAGCAUUAUUAACCCAUGUAGAGUUAUAGAUGAAUGUACACUUGAACCAUCUAUUUGUGGUCCAAACUCCACCUGCACCAACGCAAUAGGAGGAUACAGCUGCUCUUGCGUGGGAGGAUUUACUCCAACAAACUCAAGUGUAGCUGUCAACAUUACUAACCCUUGUAGAGAUGUGGAUGAAUGUCUGUCCACUCCAUCUGUUUGUGGUCCAAACUCCACCUGCACCAACACAGUAGGAGGAUACAGCUGCUCUUGCUGGCCUGGAUUUACUGCAACAAACUCCAAUCUAAAGAUCAAUGCUAGUAACCCGUGUUUAGAUAUAGAUGAAUGUGCACCUGAACCAUCUAUUUGUGGUCCAAACUCCACCUGCACCAACACAGUAGGAGGACACAGCUGCUCUUGCUUGAAGGGAUUUACUGAAACAAACUCAAGUCUGAUGAUUAGCAUCAAUAACCCUUGUAGAGAUGUGGAUGAAUGUCUACUUGGCGCAUCUGUAUGUGGUCCAAACUCCACUUGCAUCAACACAAUAGGGGGAUACAGUUGCUCUUGCUGGGUGGGAUUUACUGCAACCAGCUCAAAUCUGCCUGUCAGCGUUAGUAACCCAUGCACUGACGUAAAUGAAUGUCUGUCACAGCCUCCUGUGUGUGGAUUAAACUCUGCCUGCACCAACACAAUAGGAGGAUACAGUUGCUCUUGCUUGAAUGGAUUUACAGCAACAAACUCCGGACUCCCUAUGAAUGCUAGUAAUCCUUGUAUAGAUGUAGAUGAAUGUCUGUCAUCAUCUCUUGUAUGUGGAUUAAACUCCUCCUGCAACAACACAAUAGGAGGAUACAGUUGCUCUUGCUUGAGUGGAUUUACAGCAACAAACUCAAGACUUCCUAUCAAUGCUAGUAAUCCUUGUAUAGACGUAAAUGAAUGUCUGUCAUCAUCUCUUGUGUGUGGACUAAACUCUGCCUGCAACAACACAAUAGGAGGAUACAGUUGCUCUUGCUUGGAUGGAUUUACUGCAACAAACUCCAGACUCCCUAUCAACGCCAGUAAUCCUUGUAUAGACGUAGAUGAAUGUCUGUCAGAACCUCCUGUGUGUGGAUUAAACUCCGCCUGCAACAACACAAUAGGAGGAUACAGUUGCUCUUGCUUGAAUGGAUUUACUGCAACAAACUCCAGACUCCCUAUCAAUGCUAGUAACCCUUGUAUAGACGUAAAUGAAUGUCUGUCAUCAUCUCUUGUGUGUGGACUAAACUCUGCCUGCAGCAACACAAUAGGAGGAUACAGUUGCUCUUGCUUGAAUGGAUUUACUGCAACAAACUCCAGACUCCCUAUCAACGCCAGUAAUCCUUGUAUAGACGUAGAUGAAUGUCUGUCAUCACCUCCUGUGUGUGGAUUAAACUCCACCUGCAGCAACACAGUAGGAGGAUACAGUUGCUCUUGCUUGAAUGGAUUUACAGCAACAAACUCCAGACUCCCUAUUAAUGCUAGUAACCCUUGUAUAGACGUAAAUGAAUGCCUGUCAUCACCUCCUGUGUGUGGAUUAAACUCCACCUGCAGCAACACAAUAGGAGGAUACAGUUGCUCUUGCUUGAAUGGAUUUACUGCAACAAACUCAAGACUUCCUAUCAAUGCUAGUAAUCCUUGUAUAGAUGUGGAUGAGUGUCGUGUUGUGCCGUCUGUAUGUGGCUCAAACUCCACCUGCAACAACACAUUAGGAAGUUACAGUUGCUCUUGCUUGCCUGGAUUUACAGUUUCAAAUUCAAGUCUCACCGCAAGUAUAAGUAACCCAUGUAGAGAUGUGAAUGAGUGUCUUGUUACGCCGUCUUAUUGUGGCCCAAACUCCACCUGCACCAACACAAUAGGAGGAUACAAUUGCUCUUGCUUGAGUGGAUUCACUGCAACAAACUCAAGUUUGAAUGUCAGCAUAAGUAACCCAUGUAGAGAAUCUCCAAGCACUGUAGCUCCCUCACUGUCCCCUACAGUCUCAUCAGAGAACUCAAUAAGUAUGUCACUGACAAUAAACGAAAAGUUUGAUGUCACACUCACCGACCCAAGUAGUGCAAAGUACUUGAGAUAUAAAGCUCUAAUCGAGCAGUCAAUAGAUGCUUCAUACAAAAAUGUAGCUGGCUACAAAUCAGGUUCUGUCACGGUCUCCGGGUUCAGGCCUGGCAGUGUAAUUGCAGACUUUACAAUUGCAACAACAACGGAUACCCUUGAUUUAGGAUCAGCAAACUCUGAGCUCUCUAAUGCACUUAAUGACAAAGGAUUCAAAGUAAAUGAAAAUUCCUUUUCGGAAAGCAAUGAGUGUGUCCUAGUCCAAAACCAGGGCAAAAUCUAUCCUCUGCAGGAAAUGCAGCUGAACUGUGAUCCUCCAUCUGGUGCAGUCGGAGAUAUAAAAUGGAGAGUGAACGGGGCUGACGCUCUGCUAAACCCAGAUAAAUAUAGUGUCCUCAAUAAUAACCACACUCUUAAAGUCAAAAGUGUGACCACUGAGUACAGCGGUGUGUAUGAGUGCAUAACUGAAAAGAAUUCAUUGCCCAAUAUUCAGUGGCAAAGAAUUCAGAUUCAGCCCUUCCCGAAUAUCCAAGUAGGAUCUGAUAAAGUGUUUAAAUGUGAGACUUUGACGGUACCACUGCAGUGCUGUGCCCAAAGCAGUUACACAAUUGAAUGGAUCAGGGUCUCUCAAGCUGGCAGCCUGAUGCCACCAGGUUCAGGCUGCAUCAUAUACAACUAUAUUAUCCAGAAACAGGACUGUGAGGCUGGUGACAUAAAUGCCACUUUCACAUGUCAGCUUUCAGAUGUCAGCCUGAGUAAUUUAAGUUACAGCUCUGAAAGCGUCACAAUAAGGGCAACCAAAAGCGAAUUCUACUGCUCAGAAAGCAGCAUGUAUGGCGUCGGAAAUGAGAAUGAAAUCAGAAGCAAAAGCUGUGAUGGGGGCAAGGUUGGCAUUCAACAGGCCAAGUGCAACAGGACAAAACAGUGGGAGGAAAUAUUUAACAACUGCACCCUGCGUGUCAUCCAGGACCUGACCGACAAAGUCGAAGAUUUAGAAGUGGCUCAAGUCCCACAGUUUGCUGCGAAUCUCAGUGAAGCUGCAGAAAAGAAUUCUGCGAACAUAACAGGGGCUCCAGUGACUCUUGUAAAAGUUGUUGAUUUACUCAGCACAAUCGCUACCAUUUCACAGUCAGUGACGGUCAGCAAAGAUGUGAUGACGGAUUUUCUCAGAACAGUGGAUGUCAUUUCAUCAGGAGGAGCCCAGUCAACUUGGAAGAGUUUGAACAAUGACAGUGACAGCUGGAAUGCCAGCUCUGUGCUUCUGCAGUCAAUCGAAAAAAUUGGAGACAGUCUCUCAGAUGAGCAAUUUUCAAUAACAACAUCAAGCAUCCAGCUCAACAGGACUAUUUUUAAUGACACAUUCCAAGGAACAUUUGGGCAAAAUUUAUCCACACAAAUAGUUAUUCCAAAGACUAAUGGAUCAAAUGCCAUCACAACCAUAGUUUUCUCUGCUCUUGAUAAUGUCUUGCCUGUUAGAAACUCUACCCACAAUGGCAGCAGUCUAACAGAUGCCAGCAUCAAUGCCAAUGUAUUUAUGAUCAAAUUGGCCCAGACCAUUGACCCCCUGAUCUCCCUUUCCUUUGGUGUAAGCAAUGCAUCAUUGAGAAACCCUCAGUGUGUCUUUUGGAACUUCAGUCUCUUGGAUGGGAUUGGAGGAUGGGACUCAACUGGAUGUGAAGUAAAGAAAUCAGUGGUAGGAUCUGACAGUGUUACGUGUCAGUGCACCCACACCACCUCGUUCUCAGUCCUGAUGUCACCGUUCUUUUCUGCGGAUGCUGGAUUAAAGCAUAUCACUUACAUCGGUGUUGGCAUUUCAGUGGGCUGCUUGGUUUUGUGCCUCAUCAUUGAAAUCAUUGUAUGGAAAUCAAUGACAAGGAAUGACACAUCCUACAUGCGCCAUUUCUCCACAGUCAACCUUGCGGCUUCCCUGCUGAUUGCGGACAUAUGUUUCCUCAUUCAAGCAGGUAUUGUGAAGGAUGGAGAGUCGACCCCAGUGGGCCCCUGCACUGCACUGACUUUCUUUAUUCACUUAUUUUAUCUCGCUCUUUUCUUCUGGAUGUUGCUCUCGGCACUCUUGCUCCUCUACCGCACCCUAGUGGUCUUUUCCAAAAUCUCCAGGUCAGUGAUGAUGGUCAUCGGCUUAGCGGUUGGCUAUGGGGCCCCGCUAAUCAUAGCUGUUAUUACUGUGGCUGUGACAGCUGGAAACAAUGGAUAUGUCCAGGAAAAGAAUGUCUGUUGGCUAAACUGGGACAAAACGAAGGCUCUCCUGGCGUUUGUGGUCCCAGCCCUUACCAUUGUGCUUAUCAACAUCCUGGUGCUUGUUGUGGUUUUAUAUACGAUGUUGAGGAGGGGAGUUGGAGCCACUGCUCACCACUCAGAAGAGAGGCACACCCUGCUGGUCAUUGCCAGAUGUGUGGGCAUUUUAACACCUCUUUUUGGUCUGACCUGGGGAUUCGGCAUUGGGACCAUGGUGUCAUCUGCUUUAGGGAUUCACAUUGUGUUUGCACUCCUCAAUUCACUGCAGGGCUUCUUUAUUUUAGUAUUCGGAACUCUGCUGGACACUAAGAUCCGUGCAGCUCUUAUGGGAAAGUUGAAGCUGAGGAACAUCAGCUCUAACUUAACUGGGAGCACUAGUGCAGGACCAUCAUCCUCUAUUGGAAAGGGUUACACUCACAGGUUCCCCAGGAGAUAUGCUUACAACAUCUCGGGAGCAGCGUACUCUUCAUCUGUACCUUCAAGCAACUCGGAUACUUUUAAGUUCAUUGAUACAUAAUGUGUUCUACAGCCUGACCAAAACACCACACCGUGUGCUGAUAAGGGUAUUAGAUGUCAUUCAUAUGACUUUGCUGAUUUUAAACUCUUUUAUUUAAUUAAUCUGCUUGGGGGCAAAAUGUAAAAGGCCUCAGGGCCGAAGACAAGCGCUUGGAUCAGUUCUGUCUCAUUUGUUUUCAACAUUUGCAUGCAUUUCAUGUAAUACUUGCAAUGAACAAAUGCCACAUUGUUACACUGAAUGGCUUGCAUUUAUUAAUGUUGAUGAUCUGUAUUCAUAUUAUAUCAUAUUAUAAUUAUGCAUUUACUUCCAUAAUAAACAGACGCAGCUAUUUAUAAAAAAUAAAUCAGGUUAAAAGAUUUAAUUGAAUCCCUGAAUCUUACAGUUGCCUCAAAAUGUACUCAUCCACAUCAGUUCUGAGGAUUAUCUGACCUCAGAGAAGUUCAGUUAAAAAGGA